Messenger RNA from Hyposmocoma kahamanoa, 572 nucleotides. RefSeq lists its product as uncharacterized. The transcript is spliced from 3 exons. Bases 39 to 422 code for a protein of 127 amino acids. Lineage: Eukaryota; Metazoa; Arthropoda; Insecta; Lepidoptera; Cosmopterigidae. The record is from RefSeq and is a predicted model, not a curated record.
UCAUUUGGAGUAUUGUUUUUUGCUUAAAAAUAAUUAAAAUGUUCAAGUUAAUAGUCGGCUUAUUAGCAAUUGGUAUUUUACCAAAAUUAUGUGACACUGCUGUGGCAAUCUACCCGAAGGAAGACAAACCACCAGAAUUUGCCUGUCAAGAAGGAUGCUACCUGAAAAAAUUGAACCGAGUAAUAGGGUAUGGCGAAACGUAUUACAACGUAGGAAAAGAAUGUGCGUCGUAUGAAUGUCGAGAUAGCGGUGAAACCGUUCAAUAUACCUGCGGUGUAAUUGCUGCUGGGCCAGACUGCCAAGUGGUGAAAGGUGACCUUAAUUUAAAGUAUCCUGAUUGUUGCUCAAGUGUAAAAUGUAGUAACCGUAAAACAAAAGGACCAAUAAAUACUUUACCUACUGUCCCACCAUCGAAAAUGUGAACCAGAUAUCUGAAGUACAUUAUGUACCAUAUAAUUAAUGUUCAUUAAAUUUUUUUAAAUGCAAUGCGUCAUUAUUUCACUUAGGUAUUUAUUGUCAAUGUAAUAGGCUUCCACUCGAGCUUAUAAGAAUACUAUAGAUUAUUCAUAGUA